Pistacia vera is the source of this 2963-nucleotide messenger RNA. RefSeq names its product sucrose synthase 2-like. Gene Ontology annotation, biological process: sucrose metabolic process. Gene Ontology annotation, molecular function: sucrose synthase activity. The transcript is spliced from 15 exons. The record is from RefSeq and is a predicted model, not a curated record. The coding region runs from base 172 to 2574 and encodes 800 amino acids. Lineage: Eukaryota; Viridiplantae; Streptophyta; Magnoliopsida; Sapindales; Anacardiaceae.
UUCGGUUCUAUCACUUCUAUUUGGCUAUAUAUACCACACAUUUUCUCCUCUUGAUUUCUCCAUCUGUUUUUCCUUUAUUUUCAUUUUCUCUCCGAUUUUAGGUUUGAUUUUGGUUGAUUUAUUUGUUUUUGAGGAAUUACGCCUCAUACUAGGUUGGAACAUUUGGGGAACAUGAGAGAUCGAGUUCAAGACACGCUUUCUGCUCACAGAAACGAACUUGUUUCUUUACUUUCCACGUAUGUGGCUAAGGGAAAGGGGAUCCUGCAACGUCAUCAACUGACGGAUGAACUGGCCAAAAUUGCUAAAGAAGACGAAGGAAUGGAGAAGCUGAGCGAUGGCUCUUUCAUGAAUGUCCUGCAAUCUGCACAGGAAGCCAUAGUUCUUCCUCCAUUCGUGGCUCUAGCAAUUCGUCCUAGACCUGGUGUUUGGGAAUAUGUUCGUGUUAAUGUAUAUGAACUCAGUGUGGAUCACUUGAGUGUCGCAGAAUAUCUUAAAUUCAAAGAAGAACUCGUGGAUGGACAGUCCAAUGAAAACUAUGUGCUUGAACUUGAUUUUGAGCCAUUUAAUGCAACAUUUCCUCGACCAACAAGGUCAUCAUCCAUUGGCAAUGGGGUUCAAUUCCUCAACCGUCAUCUAUCAUCAAUUAUGUUCCGCAACAAAGAAAGCUUGGAUCCUUUGCUUAAUUUUCUUCGUGCACACAAGCAUGAUGGGCAUGCGAUGAUGCUGAAUGAUCGGAUACAGAGCAUGUCCAAACUACAGUCUGCUUUGGUGAGGGCUGAGGAAUACCUUUCUAAGCUACAUCCUGACACACCUUUUUCUGAUUUCGAAUUUGAUUUACAAGGAAUGGGUUUUGAGAGAGGUUGGGGCGACACAGCACAACGGGUAUCAGAGAUGGUGCACCUUCUCUUGGAUAUUCUUCAGGCUCCUGAUCCUGCUACCCUGGAGACAUUUCUUGGGAGGGUUCCAAUGGUGUUCGAUGUCGUUAUUGUGUCUCCGCAUGGUUACUUCGGUCAAGCAAAUGUCUUGGGUCUGCCUGACACUGGAGGGCAGAUCGUUUAUAUACUUGAUCAAGUGCGUGCUUUGGAGAAUGAGAUGCUUCUUAGAAUACAAAAGCAAGGACUGGAUGUCAUCCCAAAAAUUCUCAUAGUUACCCGACUCAUUCCGGAUGCCAAAGGGACGACAUGCAACCAAAAAAUAGAAAGAAUAAGUGGAACAGAGCACACAAACAUACUGCGAGUGCCUUUUAGAAAUGAGAAUGGUAUUCUUCGUAAAUGGAUUUCAAGGUUUGAUGUGUGGCCAUAUUUGGAGACUUUUGCUGAGGAUGCAUCAAAUGAAAUUGCUGCUGAGUUACAGGGUGUUCCAGAUCUGAUCAUUGGCAACUAUAGUGAUGGAAAUCUUGUUGCAUCCCUUUUAUCAUUUAAGCUAGGAAUCACACAGUGCAACAUUGCACAUGCCUUGGAGAAAACAAAGUAUCCUGAUUCUGACAUAUAUUGGCGGAAAUAUGAGGACAAGUACCACUUUUUAAGUCAAUUUACUGCUGACCUUGUUGCAAUGAACAAUGCAGACUUUAUUAUCACCAGUACAUAUCAAGAGAUUGCAGGGAGCAAGAAUAAUGUUGGACAGUAUGAGAGCCACACAGCUUUCACGCUUCCUGGGCUGUAUCGAGUUGUUCAUGGCAUUGAUGUUUUUGAUCCCAAGUUCAAUAUCGUGUCCCCAGGGGCGGACAUGUGCAUAUAUUUUCCUUACUCUGACAAGGAAAGAAGGCUUACUGCUCUACACGGUCCAAUUGAAGAACUUUUGUAUGAUCCUGAGCAGAAUGAUGAGCAUGUUGGUAUGUUGCAUGAUCGAUCAAAACCCAUCAUCUUUUCCAUGGCAAGACUUGAUCGGGUGAAAAACUUGACGGGGCUUGUUGAGUGCUACAGUAAGAGCAGCAAGCUAAGGGAAAUUGUAAAUCUUGUUGUGGUUGGUGGUUACAUCGAUGCCAAGAAUUCCAGGGAUAGAGAAGAAAUGGCUGAGAUUGAAAAGAUGCACAGUCUCAUUAAACAAUACAAUUUGCAUGGCCAGUUUCGAUGGAUAGCAGCUCAAAUGAACCGUGCACGUAAUGGUGAGCUAUAUCGCUAUAUUGCGGAUACAAAAGGUGUUUUUGUGCAGCCCGCUUUCUAUGAAGCUUUUGGCCUCACAGUUGUGGAAGCCAUGACUUGUGGGCUUCCUACAUUUGCCACUUGUCAUGGAGGCCCUGCUGAGAUCAUUGAGCAUGGUAUUUCAGGGUUCCAUAUUGAUCCCUAUCACCCUGAUCAGAUGGCUGCUAAUCUUAUUGAAUUUUUUGAAAAGUGCUCAAAGGAUCCUAGUUACUGGAACACGAUCUCCGAUGGAGGGCUUAAACGAAUUUACGAAAGGUAUACAUGGAAGAUAUAUUCUGAGAGGUUACUGACAUUAGCCGGGGUUUAUGGCUUCUGGAAGUAUGUGUCCAAGCUUGAGAGGAGAGAGACACGCCGGUAUCUGGAGAUGCUUUACAUCCUCAAGUUUCGGGAUCUGGCGAAGUCCAUUCCGCUAGCUGUGGACGAGCAGCAUUGAACUUCAUCUGAAGAGGAAGCUGUUAGCUGUGUGUGUGCUUCUGCAGCUGGUUUCUCCAUAAGUUAUGUGUCGAGUUGUUGAUUCUGUUGUGAAUUUGUCUUUCAUUUAGUAGAAUAGUGUGGUGACUCCUCUUUGAUGUACACUGGAGUUACUAUUCUGUUAUGCGUCAGGUUCAGUGUGAGUUUUUACUUGUAUGCCUAAUAAAAUGUCUUCAAAGUGCCUGUCUGUGCUCAGUAAUUAUCUCAAUAGCUUAGGGCAGUCCUGGAUAAUUAGAUAACUUUUUUAGCUUGCAAUCGUAAUCAAAGUUAGAAUAUGGCACUUUCAGCCAUUAAAUCAAUGCUGACUUUAGACGUAACUAUAAUUUAUAUUGUUAAUAAACAAUGAAAAAU